AUGACAAUGACAAAUAAGGGAAUCGCUAUCUUUUACGAGAAGGUCCAAGAAUUAUUGAAAGCCAUUGAUAUCUCGAGUAACAGAUUUGGUGGAGAAAUUCCAGAAUCCAUUGGAAAUUUAAGGGGGCUUCAUUUUCUCAAUCUUUCUAAUAAUGUUCUCACAGGCCACAUCCCACCAUCCUUAGCAAAUCUUACAGAGCUGGAAUCAUUAGACCUUUCUAAAAACAACUUGUCUGGGGAGAUCCCACAGCAACUAACACAACUGACCUUCUUGGGAUUUUUCAAUGUUUCAAACAAUCUUCUCACAGGACCUAUACCACAAGGAGACCAGUUUGGUACAUUUGGAAACAGUUCGUAUGAGGGGAAUUCAGGGCUAUGUGAUAGACCGCUCUCCAAGAACUGUGAGGAUUCCAAUGCUUCACCAGCACCUCCUUCAUUAAUCCCUGCAGAUCAAAGUCAAGAAUCGGGAUCUCUAUUUCAGUUUGGUUGGGAAAUUCUUGUGGUAGUUGUGGUAGGUUAUGCAUCUGGACUAGUUGUUGGAGUGACAAUUGGGCAUAUUGUGAUUACAAAAAAACUUGAUUGGUUCAUGAACAUCUUUGGAAUAAAGCAGCUGGCAAGAUGA
Messenger RNA from Carya illinoinensis, 621 nucleotides. Its product is annotated as putative receptor like protein 25. Lineage: Eukaryota; Viridiplantae; Streptophyta; Magnoliopsida; Fagales; Juglandaceae. The record is from RefSeq and is a predicted model, not a curated record. The coding region runs from base 1 to 621 and encodes 206 amino acids. The transcript has a single exon. Gene Ontology annotation, molecular function: protein binding.